AAUCAAAGGUUUAUCUGAAGCAAAAGUUGACAAGAUAUGCGAAGCAGCUGAAAAGAUAGUGGUUAGAGCUUAAAUUACUUGUUAUCCUGAGAUGGCGGCUGCAAUCAAUUGGAACUUCUAUACGCAUCUCACGUUAACUUCCCUUUGUUUUGAUCAGAAUUUUGGUUAUAUUACUGGAAGUGACGCUCUGCUCGGAGUACGUUCUUAAUUCUACAAAACCAAAAUGGUUCGGAAGACCCGAAUGAGUCAUUGACCCUUGAAAUAAAGCCUGCAAAUUAGCACAUGGACUGUAGAAAGCUGCACUUGCUCUAAACACUAUUGACCUCACAGCACAAAGUACUUUUAAUGUCUUCGUUUCCAGAGGAAGUCGGUUGUUCACAUCACAACUGGAAGCCAAGCCCUUGAUGAGCUUUUUAGGCGGUAAUAGACUUUGUUUUGCAGAUUGUGUAUAUUAUUCUUCAUGCGUUUCAACAAACACAACUUUCCCUGUUCUGGAAAUGUUAAUCAGGUGGUAUUGAAACUCAGGCAAUUACAGAAGCAUUUGGCGAAUUUCGGUGAAAAGCACAGUCCAACAACGUUGGCUUUGACGAACUUUUACCUGCUUUUGUUAGUUGGUUUUCUGAGAAAAUGCUGCUAACGUCACUUCAGGUCUGGGAAAACACAGUUUGCACAUACCCUGUGUGUUUCUACUCAGUUUGGUCUGAAUUGCCUUUUAGGUUUCCAUCCUUAACUUCUGUUGCGUUUUAUGUUUCCUAGAUUAACAGUGCAAAUAUGAACAUAGUGAUUGAAUUUCUAGCAAAGAAUACAGCCAUGGUUGAUCUUGGCAUCAGAACGUGCGUAUUAGGUGAUUCUGGAAGGAUGGCACUGUCAUUUUCUGUAAUCUGCAGCCAGUACACUGGAAUGCAUAAUAUGCAGUGGUUCAAACCAAGUAGAAAAAAGCCAGGAGAGCGUACUAGGUCAUAACCAAUCAGAAGCCUUAAUCAUUGUUAGACUUGGACUUGGGUUGAUCAUCAGUUGAAUGUGAUGCUUGAAGUACUCUACUUUAUAUGCAAAUCUUACAACAUUAUUUUCCCCUCUUUCCAUCACUCAUUAUUAAAGGUAAUCCUGUUCCAUAAGAUGAUUUAUGGUUUGUGGAUUCCAUGAUCCUAACAAUUUUUCCAGCUGCCAACUCACAUGAGAGGGGGGAAUGACAAGGUAGCUUACAUUGACAUGGACGGAACUUUUCGCCUUGAUUGAAUUGUACCAAUAGCCGAAAGAUUUGGCAUGGAUCCUGGUGCCGUCCUAGAUAAUAUCAUUUAUGCCCGUGCCUAUACUUAUGAGCAUCAGCACAACUUGCUUCUUGGUUUGGCUGCCAAAAUGUCUGAAGAACCAAUUAGGUUACUGCAAAAAUUGGCACAAAUGCUCUCACGCUUACUUAAGACAGCUGAGGAAUUUAACUUGGCAGUGUACAUGACCAAUCAAGUCGUAACUGAUCCAGGCAGUGGUGUAUUCUUAUCAGACCCAAAGAACCCUGCAGGCAGGCAUGUUCUGGCUCACGCAGCCACAAUUAGGUUGAUGUUUAGGAAAGGCAAAGAUAACACCAGGGGGCAUAGCCAAUGCAAAGGACUAAAGAGGUCUCUCCAACCAGGAAGGCCAGGCGAAGUACACUUUUUUUUUUUUGAAUCUGCAAUUUGAUGUUAGCUAUCGUAUUGACAGCUUUCUCUAUCUUCUUUCAUAUUAAGUUUGUAUGGGCAUGUGUCAAGUUCCCUUUGACUGCUUAAAAAUUGCACUAGAGUUUGCCUCUUUGGCCUUAAUACCUAGCUUGCUAUAUUGUCUA
Messenger RNA from Syzygium oleosum, 1816 nucleotides. RefSeq names its product meiotic recombination protein DMC1 homolog. The transcript has 6 exons. Gene Ontology annotation, molecular function: ATP-dependent activity, acting on DNA; DNA strand exchange activity; double-stranded DNA binding. The coding region runs from base 1264 to 1674 and encodes 136 amino acids. Gene Ontology annotation, biological process: DNA strand invasion; mitotic recombination; chromosome organization involved in meiotic cell cycle. The record is from RefSeq and is a predicted model, not a curated record. NCBI's taxonomy places the organism in Eukaryota, Viridiplantae, Streptophyta, Magnoliopsida, Myrtales, Myrtaceae. Gene Ontology annotation, cellular component: condensed nuclear chromosome.